This is a messenger RNA of Plasmodium yoelii, 582 nucleotides long. Its product is annotated as conserved Plasmodium protein, unknown function. Bases 1 to 582 code for a protein of 193 amino acids. The record is from RefSeq and is a predicted model, not a curated record. The transcript is spliced from 3 exons. Lineage: Eukaryota; Apicomplexa; Aconoidasida; Haemosporida; Plasmodiidae.
AUGGCAAUCGUCAAUACAACUUUUGGUUAUCUUCGGCAAGUUAUAGUAUCAUGUAACAAGCCGAGUGUUAAAAAUAUGUUGAAGAAAGUGGAUUUAUGCACGCAAUUUGUAAGGAAGUAUAAUUCGGUAAACAGUCAUUUUGUUAAUUUUAAGAAUAAUAAACUAAUAAUAUUUGAUAGAAAACAUUUUUCAAAUUAUAAAAAUAAUCAAAUUAAUGAGAAUGAACAGAAUGAAAAUAACAGUGAUGACGAAAAUGACAAAUUGAUUUUGAACGAUAACAGCGAUAGCGACGAUAAUGAUAUAGCAGAACAAAACGAUGGAAGUAUAAAUUAUAAUUGUGAUACAGUGCAUACUAAUAAACCUGACCAUGAAGAAAUAAAUACUUCUAAACCGAUGAGAAUAAAAAGAAGUAAAUAUGACUCUGACGUUGUCAUAAUAUGUGAAGACGAAAUGGAAUUAACUGAAAGAAUGGGAUCUCAAACUUUGAGUGAAGAAGAAAUAGAACAAAUAAAUUCAGGCAUACCGAAUUUGGAAUUAGACCGAUAUUCUAAUAACAUUGUUUAUAACACGAAAAAAAAGUAA